Messenger RNA from Chaetomium globosum CBS 148.51, 810 nucleotides. RefSeq lists its product as uncharacterized. The record is from RefSeq and is a predicted model, not a curated record. NCBI's taxonomy places the organism in Eukaryota, Fungi, Ascomycota, Sordariomycetes, Sordariales, Chaetomiaceae. The transcript is spliced from 2 exons. Bases 1 to 810 code for a protein of 269 amino acids.
AUGGCGCUUCUUCGGCCAGUGCUCGUCCUCGCGCUGGCGACUAAGGCACUGGGCGCAUCCGACAACAUGGGCCCUGCCUCCUUCUUUUGGCCGCCCGACCGUGCCUGGUCCGCACAAACAGACAACACGCCGCCGUGUGGCUCUAGUGCUGGCGUCGGCAAUAGAACAGAGUUUCCCUUGAACCCCCAAUCCCAAUCCGACUUCACCCGCCUCGCCACCACCCCUAUCCCCGAGCUCGACCCCGGCCACACCUGCCUCUCCAUCCCGGACCCACCCCAAGCCCUAGCGCGCGCCGGCGUCAACGCCACCCUUCAGAUGCGCUACACGGCCGACUUCGACCGGCCCGAGAACCAGACCUUCUACGCCUGCGCCGACGUCGUCUUCGUGCCCGCGGCGGCCUUCAACCCGGCCGACGUGCCCUGCUUUAAUGCGUCUGACCCGGUCGAUGUGCCCGCCCCGACGGUCACGGGUGAGCCGACGGGGUUGCCGGGACAUGAGGAGGGGGGCCCGCCUUUGGUUGAGGAUGGCGGUGAUGAUGGGGAGGGGGAGGGUGAUGGUGGGCGGAGGUUGUCAUCGGGGGCGAUUGCUGGUGCGGUGGUGGGAAGUGUGGUGGGGUUUGCGCUGAUUGUGGGGCUGGGGUUGUUGUUCUAUCGCGAGCGCGAGCGCAAGAAGAGGCUGUUGCGGGAGAGAGAUGCUGGGAGGGCGGUUAAGUGGGUGGAUGACUCGCAGGGACGCAGCCAGGCUGGGAAAGACUCGACGUCGGUGGCGGGGGAGAGUAUCAGGAUGGGGAAUCUGCCGGCGCAGGGCUGA